AUGAUUAUACUUUAUGAAGGACCGACCCAAGUGUAUUCAUGCGAAGAUGAGUUAGUCAUUAAUGAUAUCUCCAAUGAUACACAAAAAGUCUUCAACUCUCAAAUAACUGUGUGUACCUAUGCUCUGCUACCAACUGAAACUCUUCGGUCUUUUUGUGUGAACCAGUCUUUUUCUCUCUCUUCUCUCUCUCUCUCCUCUUCUCUUCUGUCUCUGUCUCUCUUCUGUGUGUCUCGGUCUCUCUCUCUUCUGUCUCUGUCUCUGCUCCUGUUUGAUCUGACGAUUGUUAUGGUCAACAUCGCUCAAGCGCAGAGCGUGCAUUUCAGUGUGUCUGUUUUGAACCGCACCUCUCUCUCUCCCGAUCAAGACCGUGAACCAUGCUGGCCGAAGACGUCAAGCCCGACUCAGAGGAGCAAUCAGAGCCCACCAAGACAGUGGAUCUCAAUCGCGACGAUGCCCUGCAAAUUAGCAUCGCCGACGCUCUGAAUGAACAGGACAUUGUUAAAUUCACUGUCCACACCAAGACAUCCCUUGAGCGCUUUCAAAAGCGCGAUUUUCAAGUCACACGCCAACAUGAGGAGUUUGUCUGGCUCCAUGAUCGCUUGGUUGAGGACCCAGACUAUGCUGGCCUCUUGAUUCCUCCUUGCCCGCCCAAGCCCGACUUUUCUCAGAGCCAUGGCAAGCUCGCCAAGCUGCAAGCUGGCGACUCAUCCAUGACGCCAGAAGAGAUUGAAAAGCUCAAACAGGAGAUUCAAGGCGAGUAUCUGGCUGCCUUUCAAAAGACAGUUGCCAUGCACGAGGUUUUCUUGCUGCGACUGGUGACCCACCCCAUCUUUCGAGAGAAUGCCCGCCUCCAGGCCUUCUUGGAGUUUCAAGAUGACCUGGCCUGCAAGAGCAAGUCACGCACCGAGCGCGCCGGUAACUACCUGAAGAGCCUGGCCAAGAACUUUGAUUCUUCUCUGGCCAACUUCAAGGAAGCUGAUGAGUUUUUCGAGGACCAGCGCUCCUUUGUGACACGCUACAUCAACAUGAUUAAGGAUGCUAAGACCAAAUGCGGAAACAAGGUGCAGCGCCGCCAGCAGCUCGUCGCCGCGCUCGGUCGCGUUGGGGUGGCUGAAACCCAUCUCGGCCACAUGUACCCCGUGGAGAACCGCGUUGGAGAAAUCCUGCGCCAAGUGGGUGACUUUACCGGCAAGGCGCAAACAAUUGAGAAGAAGCUUGCAGCCAAGGAAGACCUUAAGCUUUUGGAUCUCCUGGUAUACUAUGCCGCAGAUGCCGUGGCAGCACGUGAGCUCAUGAUGCGCCGCGUCAAAGCGCUGCAGGAGCAGGACCGCUCUGCUAAAGCUCUUGUCAAAGCGCAGGCCAGCGGCAAGAAGGUCUUGGAAAGCCAGGAUGCUGCCAAGGCUGCCGAAGAACGUGCCGUUGAAAUCUCAAAGUCGGCCAAAGAAGAACUCAACACCUUUAAGAAGCGUCGUGUGGCCGCCUUCCGCAAAGGCAUUGUGCAAUACACCCAAACACAGAUGCGCCAAGCCCAGGAGCAAUACCGGUUAUGGAAGGGCCUCUUGGGUGAGCUCAAAGGCGAGCCUGUUGAGUAGAAGAAGCUGCUGGAAGCGAAGCACUUGUGCUGCCACAACACAGGGCACACUUGGCUGAAUAUCUACCCUCGCCAGUUGGUGUGGUUUGCGUUCGCCAUUCAAGUGCUCUGUUGUCGGCCCACCGUUGAUCUGUUGUGCAAGAGAAGAUGGUGGCUUCAAACCAUCCAACUCAAGUCCCUCUGGCCGUUCACACGCCCAAAGUAAAUCCCAAAUCGUCUUUUUGUUUUGGUUUUGAUACCCUGACCAUCUAAGGGUGCAUGGAUAGGUCGCUUUGCUCGCUGUUUGUUUCCAGCGCUGGCGUCGCUGUUGAAUGUUAGUAGAAACACGAAACUCAGAAUUGGCAUGCUUGACAUGU
Monosiga brevicollis MX1 is the source of this 1947-nucleotide messenger RNA. RefSeq lists its product as uncharacterized. The record is from RefSeq and is a predicted model, not a curated record. Gene Ontology annotation, molecular function: phosphatidylinositol binding. Bases 375 to 1592 code for a protein of 405 amino acids. NCBI's taxonomy places the organism in Eukaryota, Choanoflagellata, Craspedida, Salpingoecidae. The transcript is spliced from 11 exons.